This is a messenger RNA of Indicator indicator, 1737 nucleotides long. RefSeq names its product NACC family member 2 (gene NACC2). The transcript is spliced from 5 exons. Gene Ontology annotation, molecular function: RNA polymerase II cis-regulatory region sequence-specific DNA binding; DNA-binding transcription factor activity, RNA polymerase II-specific; protein binding. Gene Ontology annotation, biological process: regulation of transcription by RNA polymerase II. The coding region runs from base 1 to 1737 and encodes 578 amino acids. Lineage: Eukaryota; Metazoa; Chordata; Aves; Piciformes; Indicatoridae. The record is from RefSeq and is a predicted model, not a curated record.
AUGUCGCAGAUGUUGCACAUAGAGAUUCCCAACUUUGGGAACACUGUUCUGGGCUGCCUGAAUGAGCAGCGGCUGCUGGGGCUGUACUGCGAUGUCUCCAUCGUGGUGAAGGGCCAAGCCUUCAAGGCUCACCGGGCGGUCCUGGCCGCCAGCAGCCUCUACUUCCGAGACUUGUUCAGUGGGAACAGCAAAAAUGCCUUCGAGCUGCCGGGUACCGUGCCCCCAGCUUGCUUCCAGCAGAUCCUCUCCUUCUGCUACACGGGGAAGCUGACCAUGGCAGCAAGCGAGCAGCUGGUGGUGAUGUACACGGCAGGCUUCCUGCAGAUCCAGCACAUCGUGGAGAAAGGGACGGACUUGAUGUUCAAGGUCAGCUCUCCCCACUGUGACUCUCAGACCACCAUGAUCGAGGAUCCCAGCUCGGAGCCGCAGAGUCCCUGCAACCAGCUGCAGUCGGCCUCGGCGCCCUACGUCAUGUCCCCCUCCAUGCCCAUCCCGCUCCUCACGCGCGUCAAACACGAGAACCUCGAGCUGCAGGCAGCUGCCCUGCCCGGCCUGCCCGGCAAGAGACCCCUGGAGCCUGGUGCUCGGGAGGGGACAGGUGGCGGUGGCCCCAACGCCAGUGCCCUGAAGCUCUCCCGCGUCUCCUACUAUGGGAUGCCCAACCUGGCCACCCUCAUCCCCAAUGUCCAGCAGGUCCAGUACUCACAGGGGGAGCGGACGAGCCCCGGUGCCAGCAGCAUUCCCACCACUGACAGCCCCACCUCCUACCACAAUGAGGAGGAUGAGGAGGAUGACGAGGCGUACGACACCAUGGUGGAGGAGCAGUAUGGCCAGAUGUACAUCAAGUCCUCGGGAGGCUACUCUGUUGCUCAAGAGAAGCCAGAGCAGAUCCCCCUGGAGAACCGCUCCUGCGUCCUCAUCCGACGGGAUCUAGUUGCUCUGCCAGCCAGUCUUAUCAGUCAAAUUGGAUACCGUUGCCACCCAAAACUCUACUCAGAGGGAGAUCCUGGAGAAAAACUUGAGCUUGUUGCAGGCUCAGGGGUUUACAUCACCCGGGGGCAGCUGAUGAAUUGCCACUUAUGUGCUGGUGUCAAACACAAGGUCCUCCUGAGACGUCUCCUGGCCACCUUCUUUGAUCGGAACACACUUGCCAACAGCUGUGGAACUGGAAUCCGGUCCUCGACGAGCGACCCCAGCAGGAAGCCCCUGGACAGCAGGGUUCUUAAUGCAGUCAAAUUGUAUUGUCAGAAUUUUGCCCCGAGCUUUAAGGAAAGCGAGAUGAAUGUUAUAGCAGCCGAUAUGUGCACCAACGCCCGCCGGGUCCGCAAGCGCUGGCUGCCGAAGAUUAAAUCCAUGCUGCCAGAAGGGAUGGAGAUGUACCGCACGGUCAUGGGCUCCACCACAAACAGUGUCCCCCUGGAUCCUGAAUUCCAGCCCAACACUGCUCAGGUCUUUGAGCAGCGAAUCUAUGCAGAAAGGAGGAGCGAUUCAGGAACUAUAGUAGCCUUGAGAACUAACACAGUGAACGUAGAGCUGAGCAAUGGAUCCAACCAGUCCUUCGAACAGAGCGAGGAUGCUGAAGGGGCUGGCUCUGUGAUACAGGAGGCAGCCGCCACAGAUGCUCUGGCAUCAGAUACCCAAAGCACUCCACAACCUUUUGAACAAGGUUCAGGCUCCUCCAGCCGGCCCGAAACUCCCGUGAGAAGACAAGAUGGUACUUUUGGAGGGACUUUAUAA